Molecule: messenger RNA, 1148 nt
Organism: Phalacrocorax carbo (great cormorant)
Lineage: Eukaryota; Metazoa; Chordata; Aves; Suliformes; Phalacrocoracidae
Source: RefSeq, a predicted model, not a curated record
GGGGGGCAGGAAGCGCGCGGCGGGUUUCCGGCAUGGCGGCCAGCCUGGAGGCCAUCCGCUACCGCCGCGGCUCCCUCGCCAUCCUCAACCAGCUCCUGCUGCCGGAGCAGCUGCGCUAUGAACGCGUGGACGGCGUGGAGCGAGCGUGGGAGGCCAUCCGCGCCAUGGAGGUGCGGGGAGCCCCGGCCAUCGCGCUCGUGGGGUGCCUGAGCCUGGCGCUGGAGCUGGCGGCGGGCGCGGGGCCCGCGGGGGACGCGGCGGCGCUGGAGGCCUUCGUGGGCGAGCGGCUGCGGGUGCUGCAAACGGCGAGACCCACCGCCGCCAACCUGGGCCGCGAGGCCGAGCGGCUGCGCGCCUUCGUGCGCCGGCGGGCGCGGAGCCCCGGCCUCACCGCGCGGGGGCUGCGGGAGAGCAUCAUUGAGCACAUCGAGGGGCUGCUGGCGAAGGACCGGGAGGACAACCGGCGCAUCGGGGCGCACGGGGCCCAGCACAUCCUCCAGCGCGUCCCCGAGGGCGGCGUCACCCUCCUCACCCACUGCAACACCGGCACGCUGGCCACCGCCGGCUACGGCACCGCCCUGGGCGUCGUGCGGGCGCUGCACGGGCAGGGCCGGCUGGCGCGGGUGUUCUGCACCGAGACGCGGCCCUACAACCAGGGCGGGCGGCUGACGGCCUUCGAGCUGCUGCACGAGCACGUCCCCGCCACCCUCAUCGCCGACAGCGCCGCCGCCGCCGCCAUGCGGGACCGCGGCGUCCAGGCCGUGGUGGUGGGAGCCGACCGCGUGGCCGCCAACGGUGACACGGCCAACAAGAUCGGCACGUACCAGCUGGCGGUGGCGGCGCGGCACCACGGCAUCCCCUUCUACGUGGCGGCCCCCAGCUCCUCCUGCGACCCGGCGCUGCCCAGCGGCGCCGACAUCCCCAUCGAGGAGCGGCCGGGCCAGGAGCUCACCCACCUCCAGGGGCUGUGCCUGGCUCCCCCGGGUAUCGACGUGUGGAACCCGGCCUUCGACGUCACCCCCCAUGACCUCAUCACGGGGGGCAUCGUCACCGAGUGGGGGGUCUUCGCCCCCGGGGAGCUGCGCGAGGCACUGGCGGCGAGGGGCGCCGCUGGGGGGCAGUAAAGGCCUUUUCCGGUCUGGGAAAAA